Messenger RNA from Anopheles marshallii, 2928 nucleotides. RefSeq lists its product as uncharacterized. The record is from RefSeq and is a predicted model, not a curated record. The coding region runs from base 1 to 2928 and encodes 975 amino acids. Gene Ontology annotation, molecular function: protein binding. NCBI's taxonomy places the organism in Eukaryota, Metazoa, Arthropoda, Insecta, Diptera, Culicidae. The transcript has 3 exons.
AUGUGUGUAGCAAGGAAAAGAGACGAGCGGGCGUCAAUUAAUUUCAAUAAUAACUCUCUUGUUUUAAUCGUCGUCCCCGACGUUUUGUCGUUCACAGAUUCCGCGGGCAUCUUGCAGAAGUGGAGCAAGCUACGACGCCGCUGUGCAUCGUUCAAAUCAGUCUCCGGUCCGGCAUCGCUCGAUUCGGACACCAACUUCAUCUUGGCCGAGCAUCCAGGUCACUAUCAGAUCAUCAGUACGGCGACUGGCUCACCGGUUCCGCCCCGUGCCGCCCUCGUACCGGGCCAUAACCUAGCCAGUCAGUCGAAGCUUCAGCCAGCGUCCCAGCCGCAUCAUCACCAUCAUCCGCUGUACCACGGGCACCAUCAUCACCACGGGCAUCAUCCGCACCAUCUGUCACACCGGGCCCAUCCUCACCAGCAGCAUCAUCAUCACCACCAUCAUCACCAUCGUCAGCAUCAUCAGAACCAUCUGCAUCAGCAGCAGCACCAGCUCCAUCAUCAUCCGCUCGUCGACUACCCACUACCCGGCAGCCACCUACUGGACGCGCCACCGCUCGCGUCCGGAUACGAUCCAAAAAACUGGGAGCUGCGCCACUCGAGCUCUUCCUCCGCGUCCGCAUCGUCCUCCUCUACCAUCGGUGCACCGCCAGCCAUACCGGCGACGGCAGCGGGCCUUGGUCCCUUUCCCGGUGACGAGUACUGGCAGCACUUUUCUCACGAACCGAGCGAUGUCAAGCUGUGGCGUCUAGGUGCGCAUCAGACGUACGCCCAUCGAAUACACGUGAAUCCGCCCCAGCGGCGUAGCGCACACAGCAUCGACUGGGAGUACAACGUGCAGCGUUACGAGAACAUGUGCGACAAUAUGGCACCACCGCAGCGGAUCUUCCGCACCGAGAAGUUGCAGUACUACGACGAGCUGUCGGAUAUGAAACGGGCAUCCGCACCAGAGUCCGGCCUCGGCGCAGGUGUUGAGAGCAACGGUGGCAUCAAAGUAGCCAAGGAGAUCAAGCUUCCUAGUCUGAAGACGUUCAAGUCGGCGUCGAUGCGUCUGCCUGGUCAGAAAUCAUCGAUACACGAGGUGCAGCAACUGCUGCGCAGUAAGUUUAACCGGAUACACGCAGGGCUACGCAAACGAAGAGCAUUGUCCGUGCAGGAGGUGUUUCAAAUUCCAGGCUCCACGCCUGGUGCCGGGGUUCAAGCAACACCAACGAAACCCACGUUCUAUGUGCCUUCGCCGCUGGUUAGUGAAAGAACUCCACAUCGCGGUGUGACUCCGCGCUACAAUGAAGAGGAUGAGGGUGAGGGCACUAGAACUCCAUUCCUAGACGAGGAAGACGGUGCUGAGCGUCAAGAUAACGAUCCCUCUGGACAGCAGGAUGAAGAUGAAGGGCCCGUAAGUUUGCCGUACAUCAGCGAAACGAUGCUGGCCGAUACGGUUGCAGUGAAAAAGGUAACCCUGAGAACGACGGAUCACAGUCCCAGCCCGCGCAAGGAACGCACCAAGACCUGGUACCGGAGUAUAGACUUCAAUGCGGCGCUACAGAAACUCGACGCUCAGCGCCACUCACUCGACACCUCCACCAAAUCUACACCAAAGAAACAAUCCGACCCAGAACCGGCAGUCAAGGAGCGAUCGAAACAGGAUAGCAAUCGGACCACCGGUGAAGAGUCCGCUACCAAACCGAACUUUUCCAUCGGGGGGCGUGUUAGUUUGCGCGAACGGGUGGAAAACAUGAACCUCAGUCGUUUGAGGCCCUCGAAGAUGUCCUCUGCCAAUGGCAGCGGGAGUCCGGUACCUCCGGUCGCUGUCGUGAAGAAGAUUGCCGACGCACGCAAGAUACGGCCCCGUAGCCACUCGCCGCUGAAAAACAUCAAGAUAAAUCUGUCACCGGUAAAGAAAGCGACCACCGGUACACCAGCGCUCGGCGGCGACAAAUCCUCCAAGCGGGAAUCCAUCGGUCUGUUCGGUCGGAUAAACCGGAUGAUGCAUCAGCACGGGCUCGGUGGGCUUGCGUCGGGCGAUAAACCAGCGGACGCUGGCGCACGCAAACCGAACGGUAAAGCGGGAUCGCUUGCGGCAACCGGCAGUGGAGCCAAAAAUGGAGUAGCGGAUGGGUCGGCGACUUCCGCGGUCGGUAAACCGACCGUGACACGCACCGGAACCGAUAAGGCAAUCGUUAGCGGGGGCAAUCUUGGCGUCAGUUUCGGUGGGAAUGUGAGUAAACAGUCGACGAUACAGAAGCUGACGCAGCUCAGCAGUUGCAGUCGGCGGGAACAGCAGCAAGUGCAACACCCGAAGGCGGAAACAACGCAAGAACGUGACCGGAAAUCCAAACAGAUUUCCGAGUCUACUGUCGGUAACGGCUUGGUCAAAUCGAACGCUGGCAUUACAUUCGCGGACGGCAGCAAGCAUGGAUCGGACCAUCUGCGCCAUCUGAAUCGCCGCACUGCCGAAGAUGAUGAGAACGACGAGGAGGACGAUGAGGAUAGCAUUGAGGAGAGCAAAUUCUGCACCCUUCCACGCCACGGUCCGAAUGCAUUUACCAUCCGACAGGCUCGCUUUUCGAAAGGCAACGGAGCAAAAGCGCUCGGAUUUUCCAUUGUCGGCGGUAAGGAUUCGCCCAAGGGCUCGAUGGGCAUCUACGUGAAGACGAUCUAUCCGAACGGGCAGGCGGCAGAGAAGGGUACACUGCAGGCCGGUGACGAGAUCCUGUCGGUGAACGGGAAAGCAUUCCAGGGUCUCUCGCACCAGGAGGCCAUCAACGUGUUCAAGGCGAUCAAGACGGGCGAGGUGGUGAUACUGAUCGGUCGGCGCAACAAUCGCCGGAAGCUGGAAACACCGUCGCCGAUCGAUUCCGGCACCGGUACAGCACCACCGUCCACGACCGGUUCGCCCACCAACACCAUCACGGGCAGUGACGAUUGA